AUGAUCAUCGGCUUGUGUGCAUCAUUAAUUAGCGGAUCAAAUUUACGAGGAAAUAUUAAAACAAUAACAAAUAAGAUAAAAGCAACUCCUUUAAAGCCUUCCUCUGCAGGCUUUUUAAACAUUUCCUAUUUGAAUCAAAUUAUAAAGAAAAAUAAGGACGAAUUUGCACAAUAUGUAAAGGAUCAUAUUGUCAUUCCACAAAUUAAUGUAACACAACAUGUUUCAGUGAUUGGUGAUGUUCAAGUUGUUGUUAGUGAAACGAAACUUCAACAAAUUGACUUGGGACAAGAUAUUCAAACUUCAUUGGAUCCUACUGGUAAUUAUUUCUAUGUUAAAAUGUCCAAAGCAAGUUUGGUUUUGACUACCAAAUUCCAAUACAAGCAAUUGUCAUUCCCAUAUUUGACUGGAUCUGGUAUUGCUGAUGUUAAUACUGAAAGUGUUUAUGGAGGUUUGAGACUUCAAUUGUCAAUUACUCCUGACGAAAAACCACAAUUUAUGUCACAAGUUGGAUUGGAAUUGUAUGACAUGAAGAUUCAUAUUAGUGAAGGUGGUAUUCAAGGAUGGAUUAUUAAUUUGCUCGAUUCUCUCUUUACAUCAACUAUUAACAAACUUAUUGCUAAUGCUGUUUCUGAUACUAUUCAUUUGAAGAUCCAAGAAGUCAAUGAUUACAUUGCUCAACAACCAUUCAUCAUGCCAAUCAACUUGUCAUCAACUAUGAGUUUAAUGAUCGACUUUGGAUUUGAUAUCUUUAAGGUUGUUGAUUAUUUGACUGUUGGUGCCUUCUCUCAAGUUAGAUUCUUCGACAAGUCUCUCGGUGAAAAAUUACCAUUUGAACCAGUUGAUUUGCCAACCAGCCCAACUAGUAAUGAUUUAUUGCAAAUUUACGUUACUGACUUUGUUGUAAAGAGUUUAUUAUUCAGUCUCCACCAAUCUAACCAAAUUUCAUUUGUCGUUACUCCUGAAAUGGUCCCUCCAACUGAAAUGAUCCAACUCAAUACUACAAGUUUGAAGAUUUACCUCCCAGAACUUUACAACAAGUAUCCAAAUCAACUUGUCCAAUUGGUCUUGUCAAGCAACCCAAGUAAUGCACCAGUUCCAGACUUUAACAUUACAACUGUUGGAAUGAAUGCCAAUUUCAAUGGUGAAUUGUUGUUCCAAGUUUUAAAUGGUUCUUCAACUGUGAAUGCCUUCUCUGUCUCAGUUGCUGCUCAAUUCUCUUUGGAUAAGAUUUCCCUUAAGAAUAAUGCCACUACCAUCAACAUGACUGCCGAAAUUGAUAAUCCAUCAGUUCUUCUCACCUUGAAACAAUCAUGGAUUGGACCAAUAGAUAUUAAGAAUUUUGCAUUCAUUGUCAAUGUUGUUGUAGCAAGAGGAGUUGUUCGUCAACUUAACAUUCAACUUGCUGAUGGUAUUCCACUCUUCAAUUUGGCCAACUAUCUUCCUGGAUUAAUCAUCGACAAUACCAAUCUCAGUGUACAAAAUGGAUAUGUUGGAAUUGGUAUCUCGGGAGAAUACAGACCAAGUGCCAUUCAAGAUGCCAAACCUUCAAAGAAAUUCAAACUCAACAAGUAA
Messenger RNA from Naegleria gruberi, 1572 nucleotides. RefSeq lists its product as uncharacterized. The record is from RefSeq and is a predicted model, not a curated record. Bases 1 to 1572 code for a protein of 523 amino acids. Lineage: Eukaryota; Heterolobosea; Eutetramitea; Acrasida; Naegleriidae. The transcript has a single exon. Gene Ontology annotation, molecular function: lipid binding.